Molecule: messenger RNA, 13461 nt
Organism: Closterium sp. Naga37s-1
Lineage: Eukaryota; Viridiplantae; Streptophyta; Zygnematophyceae; Desmidiales; Closteriaceae
Source: the annotation of a GenBank genome assembly
CUGCGCGAUCUAAGCGGCGCCUUACAAGCGGCCCGUUUUAAGCGGCGCCUUACAAGCGGCGCGUCACAAGGGGCGCGUUGCAAGGAGCGCGUUACAAGGAGCGCGUUUCAAGGGGCUGGUUACAAGCGGCGCGUUAAAAGGGGCGCGUGGCGGCAUGGGCAACUGCUACCAGCCACCAAGUCCGUUGCAGUGCUCAUCCGCCUCUCUCCACGAGUACAGCACAGCGGUGGCUCAGGCCGCCUGGUGAACGCCUUCUCACCUGACGCACCUGGCUCCCUGCGCGAGUUCACGGCAGCGGAGAUGGUGGCGGCGACGAGCAACUUCGCGCGUGUGGUGGGGGAGGGCGGCUUUGGGCGCGUGUACCACGGGCGCCUCACGCACCCCGCAGGGCCGGGCGGGCGCGAGGUGGAGGUGGCGGUGAAAGUGAUGGCGGCGGAGCACAUCACUGGGGGCGAGGCGAGCUUCCAGGUGGGCGAGGCGAGCUUCCAGGUGGGCGAGGCGAGCUUCCAGGUGGGCGAGGCGAGCUUCCAGGUGGGCGAGGCGAGCUUCCAGGUGGGCGAGGCGAGCUUCCAGGUGGGCGAGGCGAGCUUCCAGGUGGGCGAGGCGAGCUUCCAGGUGGGCGAGGCGAGCUUCCAGGUGGGCGAGGCGAGCUUCCAGGUGGGCGAGGCGAGCUUCCAGGUGGGCGAGGCGAGCUUCCAGGUGGGCGAGGCGAGCUUCCAGGUGGGCGAGGCGAGCUUCCAGGUGGGCGAGGCGAGCUUCCAGGUGGGCGAGGCGAGCUUCCAGGUGGGCGAGGCGAGCUUCCAGGUGGGCGAGGCGAGCUUCCAGGUGGGCGAGGCGAGCUUCCAGGUGGGCGAGGCGAGCUUCCAGGUGGGCGAGGCGAGCUUCCAGGUGGGCGAGGCGAGCUUCCAGGUGGGCGAGGCGAGCUUCCAGGUGGGCGAGGCGAGCUUCCAGGUGGGCGAGGCGAGCUUCCAGGUGGGCGAGGCGAGCUUCCAGGUGGGCGAGGCGAGCUUCCAGGUGGGCGAGGCGAGCUUCCAGGUGGGCGAGGCGAGCUUCCAGGUGGGCGAGGCGAGCUUCCAGGUGGGCGAGGCGAGCUUCCAGGUGGGCGAGGCGAGCUUCCAGGUGGGCGAGGCGAGCUUCCAGGUGGGCGAGGCGAGCUUCCAGGUGGGCGAGGCGAGCUUCCAGGUGGGCGAGGCGAGCUUCCAGGUGGGCGAGGCGAGCUUCCAGGUGGGCGAGGCGAGCUUCCAGGUGGGCGAGGCGAGCUUCCAGGUGGGCGAGGCGAGCUUCCAGGUGGGCGAGGCGAGCUUCCAGGUGGGCGAGGCGAGCUUCCAGGUGGGCGAGGCGAGCUUCCAGGUGGGCGAGGCGAGCUUCCAGGUGGGCGAGGCGAGCUUCCAGGUGGGCGAGGCGAGCUUCCAGGUGGGCGAGGCGAGCUUCCAGGUGGGCGAGGCGAGCUUCCAGGUGGGCGAGGCGAGCUUCCAGGUGGGCGAGGCGAGCUUCCAGGUGGGCGAGGCGAGCUUCCAGGUGGGCGAGGCGAGCUUCCAGGUGGGCGAGGCGAGCUUCCAGGUGGGCGAGGCGAGCUUCCAGGUGGGCGAGGCGAGCUUCCAGGUGGGCGAGGCGAGCUUCCAGGUGGGCGAGGCGAGCUUCCAGGUGGGCGAGGCGAGCUUCCAGGUGGGCGAGGCGAGCUUCCAGGUGGGCGAGGCGAGCUUCCAGGUGGGCGAGGCGAGCUUCCAGGUGGGCGAGGCGAGCUUCCAGGUGGGCGAGGCGAGCUUCCAGGUGGGCGAGGCGAGCUUCCAGGUGGGCGAGGCGAGCUUCCAGGUGGGCGAGGCGAGCUUCCAGGUGGGCGAGGCGAGCUUCCAGGUGGGCGAGGCGAGCUUCCAGGUGGGCGAGGCGAGCUUCCAGGUGGGCGAGGCGAGCUUCCAGGUGGGCGAGGCGAGCUUCCAGGUGGGCGAGGCGAGCUUCCAGGUGGGCGAGGCGAGCUUCCAGGUGGGCGAGGCGAGCUUCCAGGUGGGCGAGGCGAGCUUCCAGGUGGGCGAGGCGAGCUUCCAGGUGGGCGAGGCGAGCUUCCAGGUGGGCGAGGCGAGCUUCCAGGUGGGCGAGGGCGAGCUUCCAGGUGGGCGAGGCGAGCUUCCAGGUGGGCGAGGCGAGCUUCCAGGUGGGCGAGGCGAGCUUCCAGGUGGGCGAGGCGAGCUUCCAGGUGGGCGAGGCGAGCUUCCAGGUGGGCGAGGCGAGCUUCCAGGUGGGCGAGGCGAGCUUCCAGGUGGGCGAGGCGAGCUUCCAGGUGGGCGAGGCGAGCUUCCAGGUGGGCGAGGCGAGCUUCCAGGUGGGCGAGGCGAGCUUCCAGGUGGGCGAGGCGAGCUUCCAGGUGGGCGAGGCGAGCUUCCAGGUGGGCGAGGCGAGCUUCCAGGUGGGCGAGGCGAGCUUCCAGGUGGGCGAGGCGAGCUUCCAGGUGGGCGAGGCGAGCUUCCAGGUGGGCGAGGCGAGCUUCCAGGUGGGCGAGGCGAGCUUCCAGGUGGGCGAGGCGAGCUUCCAGGUGGGCGAGGCGAGCUUCCAGGUGGGCGAGGCGAGCUUCCAGGUGGCGAGGCGAGCUUCCAGGUGGGCGAGGCGAGCUUCCAGGUGGGCGAGGCGAGCUUCCAGGUGGGCGAGGCGAGCUUCCAGGUGGGCGAGGCGAGCUUCCAGGUGGGCGAGGCGAGCUUCCAGGUGGGCGAGGCGAGCUUCCAGGUGGGCGAGGCGAGCUUCCAGGUGGGCGAGGCGAGCUUCCAGGUGGGCGAGGCGAGCUUCCAGGUGGGCGAGGCGAGCUUCCAGGUGGGCGAGGCGAGCUUCCAGGUGGGCGAGGCGAGCUUCCAGGUGGGCGAGGCGAGCUUCCAGGUGGGCGAGGCGAGCUUCCAGGUGGGCGAGGCGAGCUUCCAGGUGGGCGAGGCGAGCUUCCAGGUGGGCGAGGCGAGCUUCCAGGUGGGCGAGGCGAGCUUCCAGGUGGGCGAGGCGAGCUUCCAGGUGGGCGAGGCGAGCUUCCAGGUGGGCGAGGCGAGCUUCCAGGUGGGCGAGGCGAGCUUCCAGGUGGGCGAGGCGAGCUUCCAGGUGGGCGAGGCGAGCUUCCAGGUGGGCGAGGCGAGCUUCCAGGUGGGCGAGGCGAGCUUCCAGGUGGGCGAGGCGAGCUUCCAGGUGGGCGAGGCGAGCUUCCAGGUGGGCGAGGCGAGCUUCCAGGUGGGCGAGGCGAGCUUCCAGGUGGGCGAGGCGAGCUUCCAGGUGGGCGAGGCGAGCUUCCAGGUGGGCGAGGCGAGCUUCCAGGUGGGCGAGGCGAGCUUCCAGGUGGGCGAGGCGAGCUUCCAGGUGGGCGAGGCGAGCUUCCAGGUGGGCGAGGCGAGCUUCCAGGUGGGCGAGGCGAGCUUCCAGGCGAGCUUCCAGGUGGGCGAGGCGAGCUUCCAGGUGGGCGAGGCGAGCUUCCAGGUGGGCGAGGCGAGCUUCCAGGUGGGCGAGGCGAGCUUCCAGGUGGGCGAGGCGAGCUUCCAGGUGGGCGAGGCGAGCUUCCAGGUGGGCGAGGCGAGCUUCCAGGUGGGCGAGGCGAGCUUCCAGGUGGGCGAGGCGAGCUUCCAGGUGGGCGAGGCGAGCUUCCAGGUGGGCGAGGCGAGCUUCCAGGUGGGCGAGGCGAGCUUCCAGGUGGGCGAGGCGAGCUUCCAGGUGGGCGAGGCGAGCUUCCAGGUGGGCGAGGCGAGCUUCCAGGUGGGCGAGGCGAGCUUCCAGGUGGGCGAGGCGAGCUUCCAGGUGGGCGAGGCGAGCUUCCAGGUGGGCGAGGCGAGCUUCCAGGUGGGCGAGGCGAGCUUCCAGGUGGGCGAGGCGAGCUUCCAGGUGGGCGAGGCGAGCUUCCAGGUGGGCGAGGCGAGCUUCCAGGUGGGCGAGGCGAGCUUCCAGGUGGGCGAGGCGAGCUUCCAGGUGGGCGAGGCGAGCUUCCAGGUGGGCGAGGCGAGCUUCCAGGUGGGCGAGGCGAGCUUCCAGGUGGGCGAGGCGAGCUUCCAGGUGGGCGAGGCGAGCUUCCAGGUGGGCGAGGCGAGCUUCCAGGUGGGCGAGGCGAGCUUCCAGGUGGGCGAGGCGAGCUUCCAGGUGGGCGAGGCGAGCUUCCAGGUGGGCGAGGCGAGCUUCCAGGUGGGCGAGGCGAGCUUCCAGGUGGGCGAGGCGAGCUUCCAGGUGGGCGAGGCGAGCUUCCAGGUGGGCGAGGCGAGCUUCCAGGUGGGCGAGGCGAGCUUCCAGGUGGGCGAGGCGAGCUUCCAGGUGGGCGAGGCGAGCUUCCAGGUGGGCGAGGCGAGCUUCCAGGUGGGCGAGGCGAGCUUCCAGGUGGGCGAGGCGAGCUUCCAGGUGGGCGAGGCGAGCUUCCAGGUGGGCGAGGCGAGCUUCCAGGUGGGCGAGGCGAGCUUCCAGGUGGGCGAGGCGAGCUUCCAGGUGGGCGAGGCGAGCUUCCAGGUGGGCGAGGCGAGCUUCCAGGUGGGCGAGGCGAGCUUCCAGGUGGGCGAGGCGAGCUUCCAGGUGGGCGAGGCGAGCUUCCAGGUGGGCGAGGCGAGCUUCCAGGUGGGCGAGGCGAGCUUCCAGGUGGGCGAGGCGAGCUUCCAGGUGGGCGAGGCGAGCUUCCAGGUGGGCGAGGCGAGCUUCCAGGUGGGCGAGGCGAGCUUCCAGGUGGGCGAGGCGAGCUUCCAGGUGGGCGAGGCGAGCUUCCAGGUGGGCGAGGCGAGCUUCCAGGUGGGCGAGGCGAGCUUCCAGGUGGGCGAGGCGAGCUUCCAGGUGGGCGAGGCGAGCUUCCAGGUGGGCGAGGCGAGCUUCCAGGUGGGCGAGGCGAGCUUCCAGGUGGGCGAGGCGAGCUUCCAGGUGGGCGAGGCGAGCUUCCAGGUGGGCGAGGCGAGCUUCCAGGUGGGCGAGGCGAGCUUCCAGGUGGGCGAGGCGAGCUUCCAGGUGGGCGAGGCGAGCUUCCAGGUGGGCGAGGCGAGCUUCCAGGUGGGCGAGGCGAGCUUCCAGGUGGGCGAGGCGAGCUUCCAGGUGGGCGAGGCGAGCUUCCAGGUGGGCGAGGCGAGCUUCCAGGUGGGCGAGGCGAGCUUCCAGGUGGGCGAGGCGAGCUUCCAGGUGGGCGAGGCGAGCUUCCAGGUGGGCGAGGCGAGCUUCCAGGUGGGCGAGGCGAGCUUCCAGGUGGGCGAGGCGAGCUUCCAGGUGGGCGAGGCGAGCUUCCAGGUGGGCGAGGCGAGCUUCCAGGUGGGCGAGGCGAGCUUCCAGGUGGGCGAGGCGAGCUUCCAGGUGGGCGAGGCGAGCUUCCAGGUGGGCGAGGCGAGCUUCCAGGUGGGCGAGGCGAGCUUCCAGGUGGGCGAGGCGAGCUUCCAGGUGGGCGAGGCGAGCUUCCAGGUGGGCGAGGCGAGCUUCCAGGUGGGCGAGGCGAGCUUCCAGGUGGGCGAGGCGAGCUUCCAGGUGGGCGAGGCGAGCUUCCAGGUGGGCGAGGCGAGCUUCCAGGUGGGCGAGGCGAGCUUCCAGGUGGGCGAGGCGAGCUUCCAGGUGGGCGAGGCGAGCUUCCAGGUGGGCGAGGCGAGCUUCCAGGUGGGCGAGGCGAGCUUCCAGGUGGGCGAGGCGAGCUUCCAGGUGGGCGAGGCGAGCUUCCAGGUGGGCGAGGCGAGCUUCCAGGUGGGCGAGGCGAGCUUCCAGGUGGGCGAGGCGAGCUUCCAGGUGGGCGAGGCGAGCUUCCAGGUGGGCGAGGCGAGCUUCCAGGUGGGCGAGGCGAGCUUCCAGGUGGGCGAGGCGAGCUUCCAGGUGGGCGAGGCGAGCUUCCAGGUGGGCGAGGCGAGCUUCCAGGUGGGCGAGGCGAGCUUCCAGGUGGGCGAGGCGAGCUUCCAGGUGGGCGAGGCGAGCUUCCAGGUGGGCGAGGCGAGCUUCCAGGUGGGCGAGGCGAGCUUCCAGGUGGGCGAGGCGAGCUUCCAGGUGGGCGAGGCGAGCUUCCAGGUGGGCGAGGCGAGCUUCCAGGUGGGCGAGGCGAGCUUCCAGGUGGGCGAGGCGAGCUUCCAGGUGGGCGAGGCGAGCUUCCAGGUGGGCGAGGCGAGCUUCCAGGUGGGCGAGGCGAGCUUCCAGGUGGGCGAGGCGAGCUUCCAGGUGGGCGAGGCGAGCUUCCAGGUGGGCGAGGCGAGCUUCCAGGUGGGCGAGGCGAGCUUCCAGGUGGGCGAGGCGAGCUUCCAGGUGGGCGAGGCGAGCUUCCAGGUGGGCGAGGCGAGCUUCCAGGUGGGCGAGGCGAGCUUCCAGGUGGGCGAGGCGAGCUUCCAGGUGGGCGAGGCGAGCUUCCAGGUGGGCGAGGCGAGCUUCCAGGUGGGCGAGGCGAGCUUCCAGGUGGGCGAGGCGAGCUUCCAGGUGGGCGAGGCGAGCUUCCAGGUGGGCGAGGCGAGCUUCCAGGUGGGCGAGGCGAGCUUCCAGGUGGGCGAGGCGAGCUUCCAGGUGGGCGAGGCGAGCUUCCAGGUGGGCGAGGCGAGCUUCCAGGUGGGCGAGGCGAGCUUCCAGGUGGGCGAGGCGAGCUUCCAGGUGGGCGAGGCGAGCUUCCAGGUGGGCGAGGCGAGCUUCCAGGUGGGCGAGGCGAGCUUCCAGGUGGGCGAGGCGAGCUUCCAGGUGGGCGAGGCGAGCUUCCAGGUGGGCGAGGCGAGCUUCCAGGUGGGCGAGGCGAGCUUCCAGGUGGGCGAGGCGAGCUUCCAGGUGGGCGAGGCGAGCUUCCAGGUGGGCGAGGCGAGCUUCCAGGUGGGCGAGGCGAGCUUCCAGGUGGGCGAGGCGAGCUUCCAGGUGGGCGAGGCGAGCUUCCAGGUGGGCGAGGCGAGCUUCCAGGUGGGCGAGGCGAGCUUCCAGGUGGGCGAGGCGAGCUUCCAGGUGGGCGAGGCGAGCUUCCAGGUGGGCGAGGCGAGCUUCCAGGUGGGCGAGGCGAGCUUCCAGGUGGGCGAGGCGAGCUUCCAGGUGGGCGAGGCGAGCUUCCAGGUGGGCGAGGCGAGCUUCCAGGUGGGCGAGGCGAGCUUCCAGGUGGGCGAGGCGAGCUUCCAGGUGGGCGAGGCGAGCUUCCAGGUGGGCGAGGCGAGCUUCCAGGUGGGCGAGGCGAGCUUCCAGGUGGGCGAGGCGAGCUUCCAGGUGGGCGAGGCGAGCUUCCAGGUGGGCGAGGCGAGCUUCCAGGUGGGCGAGGCGAGCUUCCAGGUGGGCGAGGCGAGCUUCCAGGUGGGCGAGGCGAGCUUCCAGGUGGGCGAGGCGAGCUUCCAGGUGGGCGAGGCGAGCUUCCAGGUGGGCGAGGCGAGCUUCCAGGUGGGCGAGGCGAGCUUCCAGGUGGGCGAGGCGAGCUUCCAGGUGGGCGAGGCGAGCUUCCAGGUGGGCGAGGCGAGCUUCCAGGUGGGCGAGGCGAGCUUCCAGGUGGGCGAGGCGAGCUUCCAGGUGGGCGAGGCGAGCUUCCAGGUGGGCGAGGCGAGCUUCCAGGUGGGCGAGGCGAGCUUCCAGGUGGGCGAGGCGAGCUUCCAGGUGGGCGAGGCGAGCUUCCAGGUGGGCGAGGCGAGCUUCCAGGUGGGCGAGGCGAGCUUCCAGGUGGGCGAGGCGAGCUUCCAGGUGGGCGAGGCGAGCUUCCAGGUGGGCGAGGCGAGCUUCCAGGUGGGCGAGGCGAGCUUCCAGGUGGGCGAGGCGAGCUUCCAGGUGGGCGAGGCGAGCUUCCAGGUGGGCGAGGCGAGCUUCCAGGUGGGCGAGGCGAGCUUCCAGGUGGGCGAGGCGAGCUUCCAGGUGGGCGAGGCGAGCUUCCAGGUGGGCGAGGCGAGCUUCCAGGUGGGCGAGGCGAGCUUCCAGGUGGGCGAGGCGAGCUUCCAGGUGGGCGAGGCGAGCUUCCAGGUGGGCGAGGCGAGCUUCCAGGUGGGCGAGGCGAGCUUCCAGGUGGGCGAGGCGAGCUUCCAGGUGGGCGAGGCGAGCUUCCAGGUGGGCGAGGCGAGCUUCCAGGUGGGCGAGGCGAGCUUCCAGGUGGGCGAGGCGAGCUUCCAGGUGGGCGAGGCGAGCUUCCAGGUGGGCGAGGCGAGCUUCCAGGUGGGCGAGGCGAGCUUCCAGGUGGGCGAGGCGAGCUUCCAGGUGGGCGAGGCGAGCUUCCAGGUGGGCGAGGCGAGCUUCCAGGUGGGCGAGGCGAGCUUCCAGGUGGGCGAGGCGAGCUUCCAGGUGGGCGAGGCGAGCUUCCAGGUGGGCGAGGCGAGCUUCCAGGUGGGCGAGGCGAGCUUCCAGGUGGGCGAGGCGAGCUUCCAGGUGGGCGAGGCGAGCUUCCAGGUGGGCGAGGCGAGCUUCCAGGUGGGCGAGGCGAGCUUCCAGGUGGGCGAGGCGAGCUUCCAGGUGGGCGAGGCGAGCUUCCAGGUGGGCGAGGCGAGCUUCCAGGUGGGCGAGGCGAGCUUCCAGGUGGGCGAGGCGAGCUUCCAGGUGGGCGAGGCGAGCUUCCAGGUGGGCGAGGCGAGCUUCCAGGUGGGCGAGGCGAGCUUCCAGGUGGGCGAGGCGAGCUUCCAGGUGGGCGAGGCGAGCUUCCAGGUGGGCGAGGCGAGCUUCCAGGUGGGCGAGGCGAGCUUCCAGGUGGGCGAGGCGAGCUUCCAGGUGGGCGAGGCGAGCUUCCAGGUGGGCGAGGCGAGCUUCCAGGUGGGCGAGGCGAGCUUCCAGGUGGGCGAGGCGAGCUUCCAGGUGGGCGAGGCGAGCUUCCAGGUGGGCGAGGCGAGCUUCCAGGUGGGCGAGGCGAGCUUCCAGGUGGGCGAGGCGAGCUUCCAGGUGGGCGAGGCGAGCUUCCAGGUGGGCGAGGCGAGCUUCCAGGUGGGCGAGGCGAGCUUCCAGGUGGGCGAGGCGAGCUUCCAGGUGGGCGAGGCGAGCUUCCAGGUGGGCGAGGCGAGCUUCCAGGUGGGCGAGGCGAGCUUCCAGGUGGGCGAGGCGAGCUUCCAGGUGGGCGAGGCGAGCUUCCAGGUGGGCGAGGCGAGCUUCCAGGUGGGCGAGGCGAGCUUCCAGGUGGGCGAGGCGAGCUUCCAGGUGGGCGAGGCGAGCUUCCAGGUGGGCGAGGCGAGCUUCCAGGUGGGCGAGGCGAGCUUCCAGGUGGGCGAGGCGAGCUUCCAGGUGGGCGAGGCGAGCUUCCAGGUGGGCGAGGCGAGCUUCCAGGUGGGCGAGGCGAGCUUCCAGGUGGGCGAGGCGAGCUUCCAGGUGGGCGAGGCGAGCUUCCAGGUGGGCGAGGCGAGCUUCCAGGUGGGCGAGGCGAGCUUCCAGGUGGGCGAGGCGAGCUUCCAGGUGGGCGAGGCGAGCUUCCAGGUGGGCGAGGCGAGCUUCCAGGUGGGCGAGGCGAGCUUCCAGGUGGGCGAGGCGAGCUUCCAGGUGGGCGAGGCGAGCUUCCAGGUGGGCGAGGCGAGCUUCCAGGUGGGCGAGGCGAGCUUCCAGGUGGGCGAGGCGAGCUUCCAGGUGGGCGAGGCGAGCUUCCAGGUGGGCGAGGCGAGCUUCCAGGUGGGCGAGGCGAGCUUCCAGGUGGGCGAGGCGAGCUUCCAGGUGGGCGAGGCGAGCUUCCAGGUGGGCGAGGCGAGCUUCCAGGUGGGCGAGGCGAGCUUCCAGGUGGGCGAGGCGAGCUUCCAGGUGGGCGAGGCGAGCUUCCAGGUGGGCGAGGCGAGCUUCCAGGUGGGCGAGGCGAGCUUCCAGGUGGGCGAGGCGAGCUUCCAGGUGGGCGAGGCGAGCUUCCAGGUGGGCGAGGCGAGCUUCCAGGUGGGCGAGGCGAGCUUCCAGGUGGGCGAGGCGAGCUUCCAGGUGGGCGAGGCGAGCUUCCAGGUGGGCGAGGCGAGCUUCCAGGUGGGCGAGGCGAGCUUCCAGGUGGGCGAGGCGAGCUUCCAGGUGGGCGAGGCGAGCUUCCAGGUGGGCGAGGCGAGCUUCCAGGUGGGCGAGGCGAGCUUCCAGGUGGGCGAGGCGAGCUUCCAGGUGGGCGAGGCGAGCUUCCAGGUGGGCGAGGCGAGCUUCCAGGUGGGCGACGGCGAGCUUCCAGGUGGGCGAGGCGACGCUUCCAGGGUGGGCGAGGCGAGCUUCCAGGUGGGCGAGGCGAGCUUCCAGGUGGGCGAGGCGAGCUUCCAGGUGGGCGAGGCGAGCUUCCAGGUGGGCGAGGCGAGCUUCCAGGUGGGCGAGGCGAGCUUCCAGGUGGGCGAGGCGAGCUUCCAGGUGGGCGAGGCGAGCUUCCAGGUGGGCGAGGCGAGCUUCCAGGUGGGCGAGGCGAGCUUCCAGGUGGGCGAGGCGAGCUUCCAGGUGGGCGAGGCGAGCUUCCAGGUGGGCGAGGCGAGCUUCCAGGUGGGCGAGGCGAGCUUCCAGGUGGGCGAGGCGAGCUUCCAGGUGGGCGAGGCGAGCUUCCAGGUGGGCGAGGCGAGCUUCCAGGUGGGCGAGGCGAGCUUCCAGGUGGGCGAGGCGAGCUUCCAGGUGGGCGAGGCGAGCUUCCAGGUGGGCGAGGCGAGCUUCCAGGUGGGCGAGGCGAGCUUCCAGGUGGGCGAGGCGAGCUUCCAGGUGGGCGAGGCGAGCUUCCAGGUGGGCGAGGCGAGCUUCCAGGUGGGCGAGGCGAGCUUCCAGGUGGGCGAGGCGAGCUUCCAGGUGGGCGAGGCGAGCUUCCAGGUGGGCGAGGCGAGCUUCCAGGUGGGCGAGGCGAGCUUCCAGGUGGGCGAGGCGAGCUUCCAGGUGGGCGAGGCGAGCUUCCAGGUGGGCGAGGCGAGCUUCCAGGUGGGCGAGGCGAGCUUCCAGGUGGGCGAGGCGAGCUUCCAGGUGGGCGAGGCGAGCUUCCAGGUGGGCGAGGCGAGCUUCCAGGUGGGCGAGGCGAGCUUCCAGGUGGGCGAGGCGAGCUUCCAGGUGGGCGAGGCGAGCUUCCAGGUGGGCGAGGCGAGCUUCCAGGUGGGCGAGGCGAGCUUCCAGGUGGGCGAGGCGAGCUUCCAGGUGGGCGAGGCGAGCUUCCAGGUGGGCGAGGCGAGCUUCCAGGUGGGCGAGGCGAGCUUCCAGGUGGGCGAGGCGAGCUUCCAGGUGGGCGAGGCGAGCUUCCAGGUGGGCGAGGCGAGCUUCCAGGUGGGCGAGGCGAGCUUCCAGGUGGGCGAGGCGAGCUUCCAGGUGGGCGAGGCGAGCUUCCAGGUGGGCGAGGCGAGCUUCCAGGUGGGCGAGGCGAGCUUCCAGGUGGGCGAGGCGAGCUUCCAGGUGGGCGAGGCGAGCUUCCAGGUGGGCGAGGCGAGCUUCCAGGUGGGCGAGGCGAGCUUCCAGGUGGGCGAGGCGAGCUUCCAGGUGGGCGAGGCGAGCUUCCAGGUGGGCGAGGCGAGCUUCCAGGUGGGCGAGGCGAGCUUCCAGGUGGGCGAGGCGAGCUUCCAGGUGGGCGAGGCGAGCUUCCAGGUGGGCGAGGCGAGCUUCCAGGUGGGCGAGGCGAGCUUCCAGGUGGGCGAGGCGAGCUUCCAGGUGGGCGAGGCGAGCUUCCAGGUGGGCGAGGCGAGCUUCCAGGUGGGCGAGGCGAGCUUCCAGGUGGGCGAGGCGAGCUUCCAGGUGGGCGAGGCGAGCUUCCAGGUGGGCGAGGCGAGCUUCCAGGUGGGCGAGGCGAGCUUCCAGGUGGGCGAGGCGAGCUUCCAGGUGGGCGAGGCGAGCUUCCAGGUGGGCGAGGCGAGCUUCCAGGUGGGCGAGGCGAGCUUCCAGGUGGGCGAGGCGAGCUUCCAGGUGGGCGAGGCGAGCUUCCAGGUGGGCGAGGCGAGCUUCCAGGUGGGCGAGGCGAGCUUCCAGGUGGGCGAGGCGAGCUUCCAGGUGGGCGAGGCGAGCUUCCAGGUGGGCGAGGCGAGCUUCCAGGUGGGCGAGGCGAGCUUCCAGGUGGGCGAGGCGAGCUUCCAGGUGGGCGAGGCGAGCUUCCAGGUGGGCGAGGCGAGCUUCCAGGUGGGCGAGGCGAGCUUCCAGGUGGGCGAGGCGAGCUUCCAGGUGGGCGAGGCGAGCUUCCAGGUGGGCGAGGCGAGCUUCCAGGUGGGCGAGGCGAGCUUCCAGGUGGGCGAGGCGAGCUUCCAGGUGGGCGAGGCGAGCUUCCAGGUGGGCGAGGCGAGCUUCCAGGUGGGCGAGGCGAGCUUCCAGGUGGGCGAGGCGAGCUUCCAGGUGGGCGAGGCGAGCUUCCAGGUGGGCGAGGCGAGCUUCCAGGUGGGCGAGGCGAGCUUCCAGGUGGGCGAGGCGAGCUUCCAGGUGGGCGAGGCGAGCUUCCAGGUGGGCGAGGCGAGCUUCCAGGUGGGCGAGGCGAGCUUCCAGGUGGGCGAGGCGAGCUUCCAGGUGGGCGAGGCGAGCUUCCAGGUGGGCGAGGCGAGCUUCCAGGUGGGCGAGGCGAGCUUCCAGGUGGGCGAGGCGAGCUUCCAGGUGGGCGAGGUGAGCUUCCAGGUGGGCGAGGCGAGCUUCCAGGUGGGCGAGGUGGUGAUGGCCGCGGACCACAUCACCCAAGGCAUGUCGAGUCUCCAGCUGACCAAGCCGUGCCGUGUGAGGCACUGCCCUCACUGCCCCCAGGCAGAGGUGACGGCAGCGACGGCCAUGCCGCACCGCAACAUCCUGCAGCUGCUGGGCAGUGUCUGUCAUGCCCCAUCAUCUCCCCCCCCCCUUUCCUCUCAUGCCUCAUCUCUCCCCACAACCCCCCCUCUCACCGCCCCCAGGUGGAGUGACGUCAGUGGAGGUGGCAGCGAUGACGGCCAUGCAGCACCCCAGAAUCCUGAAGCUGCUGGGCUAUGUGUGGCAUCACCCUGCCCCCCGUUCUCAUGCCCCCUCUCUCCCCACUCCCCUCCCUCUCACCGCCACCAGGUGGAGGUGGCAGCGAUGACGGCCAUGCAGCACCCCAAGAUCCUGCAGCUGCUGGGCUACGUGGGGGACUCGCCCUCCCCUGUGCUCGUCUACGAGUUCAUCCCCCGCGGCGACUGCACCGAGAUGCUCAAACUAUCGGCAAGAGGAGAGGUGGCGUUUCCAUGGAGGGCGCGGCUGGUGGUGGCGCUGGGGUGUGCGGAGGCGCUGGCAGCCAUCCAUGACGCCAACUUUGUGCACCGCGACUUCAAGGCCUCCAACGUGCUGCUCCGCGAGGACCUGACACCAGUGCUGGCGGAUUUUGGGUUGGCAAAGUCGGUGACGGACUGGGCAACGCACGUGAGCACGCGGGUGAUGGGCAGCAUGGGGUACAUGGACCCCAUCUACUUCCAGACAGGCCAACUGAGCCGCAAGUCCGACACAUAUGCCUUUGGGGUCUUCCUCCUCGAGCUCGUAUCCGGCUGCCUCGCCCUCGACGAUCGCUUCCAGGAGCUUCGAAAGCUGGUGGUGGCGAAGACCUUUCCGGACCCGGAGCUGGUGGUGGACCCGUGCAUAAAGGGCGAGUGGACCAAGAAGCAAGUCUACAUUGUCUUCACGCUCAUUCGAUUCGCCAUCUUCUUCGAUUGGGAUAACCGCCCGAGCAUGUCGGUGAUGCGAGAUAAGCUGAUGGCUGUUGUUGAAUAG